UUCAUGGAAGAAAAGAAACCAUUCAAGAAAUAUAAUUGGAGCUGUGAAGAUUUCGUGACUGAUUAACUGUAUCCUAUGCUUUAACAGCUGGAUUAUAUGACGACAAACAUGUGAAAGAAAUGUUUAUUGACAUUUGUAUGAAUGUGUCGAUCUGAGUCCGCCUUUCGUCAUAAUUUUGCUAUAUAUUAACUUUUGAAGACAUAAAUAUCAAUUUUAAUUUUAAAUAAACAAUCGAAUAAUUAUUAAACAUGUUAAUUCCUGUUAUUUUAAAACAUUGUUCAAAAUUUAAAUUUUUGAGAUUUCCUAAUUUUACUCGACAUGUAGCAUCGUUUUUAGAUCCUGCUUUGGGACUUUCCGAAGAACAGCUGCAAAUUCAAAAAAUCGCUCAGGAAUUUGCUUCUAAAGAAAUGUUUCCUAACAUGGCUGAAUGGGAUGAAAAGGAAAUUUUCCCUGUCGAAACAUUGCGAAAAGCUGCUUCUCUUGGCUUCGGGGCUAUUUAUAGUUCAGAAAAAUAUGGAGGUUCUGGCAUGACACGUUUAGAUGCCUCAAUAAUAUUUGAAGCUUUAUCUCGGGGCUGUGUCAGCACAACUGCUUAUAUAACUAUACAUAACAUGGCUGUAUGGAUGAUUGAUCAAUAUGGUAAUGAAGAACAAAGAGAAAAGUGGUUGCCCAAACUUUCAACAAUGGAACAUUUUGCAUCAUAUUGCCUUACUGAACCAAAUAGUGGUAGUGAUGCUGCAUCUUUGAGUACUACUGCUAAAAAGGAUGGCGAUUAUUACAUUUUAAAUGGAACGAAAGCCUUUAUUAGUGGUGGUGGUGAAUCAGAUAUUUAUGUCUUAAUGGCUAGGACAGGUCAAAAUGGACCUAAAGGAAUUUCAUGCCUAGUUGUUGAGAAAGGUACUCCUGGUUUAAGCUUUGGGAAAAAGGAGAAAAAACUGGGCUGGAAUUCUCAACCAACACGUGCUGUGAUUUUGGAAGACUGCAAAAUCCCUAUUUCUAAUAGACUUGGAGCUGAAGGUCAAGGAUUUAGUAUUGCAAUGAAUGGUUUAAAUGGUGGAAGAGUCAAUAUAGCAUCAUGUUCCCUUGGAGCAGCUCAUGCAAGCAUAGAAAUUGCUUGUGAAUAUACGAAAGUGCGCAAACAAUUUGGAAAGCCACUAUCCGAAUUUCAGCAUAAUCAGUUCCUCCUUGCACGUAUGGCAUCUGAUCUUCUUGCAGCUCGUCUACUUGUCCGAAAAGCAGCUGUUGCUGUCCAAAAUCAUUCCCCUGAAACUGUAUCAUUAUGUGCUUCUGCCAAAUAUUUUACUACGGAAAAAUGCUCUCAAAUUGUGAACCAUGCUCUUCAGCUACAUGGUGGAUACGGUUAUUUAAAAGAUUAUGUUGUACAACAAUAUUUUAGAGAUAUUAGAGUUCAUCAAAUCUUAGAAGGUACAAGUGAAGUUAUGUUGAUGCUGAUAUCGCGAGAUAUGCUACAACAUUAGAUGAUGAUUGUUGUCAAGGAAUAAGGAUCUGCCAAAUUUCUAGAUGCCAAAAUAAAUAAAUAAAUAAAGGAUGGAAGGAAGAAAGAAAGGAAAGGAAAGAAAGCCAAAAAGCUGAAGGAAAGCUGCCGAGAAUGAAACUCUUUUGAAUUGAAGUACAAGAUCUUUUUAUAAUGUGAAAUAAUAUACACUCGUUUGCAAAUAAAUUUAUAUUUCUGUUAAA
Molecule: messenger RNA, 1698 nt
Organism: Argiope bruennichi
Lineage: Eukaryota; Metazoa; Arthropoda; Arachnida; Araneae; Araneidae
Product: isobutyryl-CoA dehydrogenase, mitochondrial-like
Exons: 11
Coding region: 249-1478 (409 amino acids)
Biological process (GO): lipid metabolic process
Molecular function (GO): acyl-CoA dehydrogenase activity; flavin adenine dinucleotide binding
Source: RefSeq, a predicted model, not a curated record